Rasamsonia emersonii CBS 393.64 is the source of this 279-nucleotide messenger RNA. RefSeq lists its product as uncharacterized. NCBI's taxonomy places the organism in Eukaryota, Fungi, Ascomycota, Eurotiomycetes, Eurotiales, Trichocomaceae. Gene Ontology annotation, cellular component: endoplasmic reticulum membrane; dolichol-phosphate-mannose synthase complex. The transcript is spliced from 3 exons. The record is from RefSeq and is a predicted model, not a curated record. The coding region runs from base 1 to 279 and encodes 92 amino acids. Gene Ontology annotation, biological process: GPI anchor biosynthetic process.
AUGACGCGCGCACAGCAGACCGUGUCGGUUCUCCUGCUAGUCUCCUCACUCUAUUUGGCUCUCUACCUCGGCCUUGUACCCUUGAAUGAGACCAUCCAGACCGAGAUCGUCCCUGUUCUCCCCUUCUACGCUCUCAUCUCCUUCGCCUGCUUCCUCCUCGCCCGGUUAGGUUACAUGAUCUUGACCUUCAACGAUGUCCCCGAGGCUCACGAGUCUCUGCAACGAGAGAUCGAGACGGCGAAAGCGGAGCUACGCCGCGCCAAUAUCGAUGUGGACUAA